AUGACUAAUAGGUAUGAACAAGGUGACAGUAAAGCAUCCGCAAACCCUGGAAGUCUGUACAUUUACCACCCAGCAACGAACGGCAACGACCACCGCCAGCGACGUGGCAGCCAAACGGACAACAACAACAACACCACCACCAUCCAUGAGCACCCACCACCAUCCACGAGCGCCCACCACAACGACCACGCAAAUGGCGCAACGCCACGUCACAACGACGACAACGCGACGAACCCACCACCAUCCACGAGCGCCCACAACGACCACGCACGCCGCAACGCCAACGACGACGACGACGUUGACAACCGGACACGACGCCAACGAGGACGACAACACGCGAGGACGACGACGCGACGCGAUGACGCGUCGACGAUGCGCGCCAACGAGACCACUCCCUCCCCCUCCCCUGCUGCUCACAACUCCUUCCCUCUCCCUACUGCUCACCCACUACCCACCAUCCCCUUCCCCCUCCCUUACUCCCCCUCCUUUCCUGCUCACCACUCCCUCCCUCUCCCUACCCCCUUCAUUCCCAACCCCCUCCCUUCAUUCCCUACCCCCUUCAUUCCCUACCCCCUGUCUUCAUUCCCUACCCCCUGCCUUCAUUCCCUCAUUCCCUACCUCCCCUCUCCCUCACUGCCCUCCCUUCAGUUUUUCCCCCCCCCUCUAGUUCUUCAUUCCCCCCACUCCCCAGCACCCCUACCCCUCCACUCCUUCCCCCUCACUCCCUCCACUCCCUCCACUUUUCCCCUCUCCCUCCACUCCUCCCCCUCCCUCUAUCUAGAUUCAAUUGUGUAUUGGUGUAAAUUCCCAUUCCUGUGGAUUCCAGUCCCAUUCCUGUGGAUUCCUGUGGAUUCCUGGGGAUUCUGGUCCCAUUCCUGCGGAUUCCUGUGGAUUCCUGCAGAUUCCGGUCCCAUUCCUGCGGAUUCCGGUGGAUUCCUGUGGAUUCCAGCGGAUUCCUGCAGGAAUGGGAGGGGCACUGUAAAGUACUGUGAUUCUCUUGUGCGAAUCGUAGUCGCCUGGACAACCCCAUCCAAGCCGCAUGCACCUGUAGAGCAUCUGAAGAUUCUCUCAAGAUAG
This is a messenger RNA of Laccaria bicolor S238N-H82, 1077 nucleotides long. RefSeq lists its product as uncharacterized. The coding region runs from base 1 to 1077 and encodes 358 amino acids. NCBI's taxonomy places the organism in Eukaryota, Fungi, Basidiomycota, Agaricomycetes, Agaricales, Hydnangiaceae. The record is from RefSeq and is a predicted model, not a curated record. The transcript is spliced from 7 exons.